UUAAAAUUGGACGAAAUAAAUGAAAUUAAAUAAAUGAAAUAUGGCGCCAAGGAUGAUCUUUUUUUCAAAUGUAGCAAAAUAAGCUUUAAAAGUAUUAUACUUAUGCAUUUAUUUAUAGACCAAAUAAAAGCUCUGGGGAUUUCCAAUAUUAAUUUUCCUGUAUUGUACCAAUAAGUUUACAUACAAAAUUAAUCAAUAUUAGAUUCAGUUCAAACUGUUAAAAAUGUUGCAUUUAUAUAUUCACCUAUUUGUAUAAUUUCUAGUGCUUUUUUUCAUAUAAUCUCUCAUAAAAUCAAUUGUUAACAAGCACUUCAUAGAGAUACUGUAAGGUCAAUAAUAGUUAAUAGUUCGGCAUAGUCAUUUGCCCAUUGUAUAAUUUGCAUACUAGAGAACUAGGCCCUAAAUUAUUACAAAGACGAUUACUCACCAGAGAGAAGUAACAGUAACAAGGACAAUUACUCACCAGAAAAUGGAUCAAAAACAUAAGAAAAUAUUACGCAAAAAUCGUCCAAAACUUGAGGAGGAUUUACAAGUUGAUGAUAUUUGGGCACAACUGAUUUCCUAUGAGGUGUUUGUUCCCGCUGACUAUGGAGAGAUGUUUAAUCCAAACAGAAAACCGAUGGCAACAAUGCUAGACAAAUUGGAGCAGAAAGGACGCACGGCAUUUCAGCUUUUCGUAAAAGCUGUGAGCGAGUCAGGCAAGGCACAUCUGCUUGAUUGCUUGAAUGACAAGGAAUCAUCCCAAGAAAAUGAUGAACCAGAGAAACUAAAUGAAGAACUGGUGGGAAACAACACAGGUUUUGAAUUUACAGUGAAGAAAGAGUUUCAAGAUGAACCAGAUUUGAAUGUUAGUGAUCCACCUAGAUCAUGCACAGGAGAUUGUGCCAAAAAAAUCAGACAACUCCAAGGAAUGUUGAAAAUAUUUGAAAAGGAAAAUGCUCAUCUGAAAAUAAAGAAUGACCAAAUCAUGAAAAUGAAUAGGGCUACAGAGGCUACCAGGGCCAAACAAGAAACUGACAACAGAAUUAAAACAUGCCUCCUCUGGGAGAAGAACAGAAUGCUUAUGGAACAGAAUGAACAUUUCUACAAUGGGCAAAACCUCUUGUUUUAUCAGAAUAGACAGCUAUUGGGUGGGAACACAAGCCUGACAAAUGAGCUACAACAGAUGAAAUCGACACGGAAGAGAAGUUUCAACUAUGAUGCUAAUGACUCCAACUGCAAUCCAAAAAAGAAGAAGGAUACAUAACAAAAUUGGGGGAAAUAUUUUUGGGUUCAAUUUCAAUGCUACUCUCUCAUUGGUGAACUAUUUUCCUUCCUAUUAAAGUUAACCUAAUGAAUUUAGAUGAAGGUGCAACUUUGAUUGUUUAUCUCAAUUCUAUAUUUAUCCUUCCCAUUAGAGUACCUAACGACUUUAGAUGAAGGUAAAACUUUAUUUUCCCUUCCAAUUAAAGUUAACCUAAUGACUUCAGAUGACGGUACAACUUUAAUUAUAUCUCAAUUCUAUAUUUUCCCUUAUCUAAUGACUUCAUAUGAAGGUACAACUAUAAUGUAUAUCUCAAUUCUAUGUUUCCCCUUACUAUUAAAGUUAACCUUAUGACUUCAGAUGAAGGUUCAACUUUAAUAUAUAUCUCAAUUCCAUGUUUCCCCUUACUAUUAAAGUUAACCUAAAGUUUGAAUACAUUGUACUAUUUAUGUUGUGUGUGGAGAAACCAAUAAAAACAAACAAACAAACAAACCUAAUGACUUCAGAUGAAGGUACAACUUUAAUAUAUAUCUCAAUUCUAUAUUUUCCCUUCCUAUUAAUGUUAACCUAAUGACUCAAGAUGAAGGUUCAACUUCAAUUGUUUGUUUCAAGUCAUCCUUUUUGGAUACAGAUGAAUUUCUUCAAUGAUCUUCCUUCCUUUAUUCCUUCAUUUAUUUAUUUAUGCAUUCAUUCAUUCUAUUAUUUGUAUGUUCAUUUGUUUAUUUCAUUAUGCAUUCAUGCGUUAAUGCAUUUUAAUUGUUUAGUAAGUAACAACUUUAAAGCAUGUUCUGUUUUACACUAGGCAAAUAUAUUCAUACAAAUCAAAAGUGUCAGUUCGUUUCCUGAUUAGUUACGCAUUUUUUGCUUCGUGAAAAGUAUAAACAAUUCAAACUACUGACUUCGCUGAAGCAAAAAACUCUAAUAAAAAUGUUAAUGUGCAUGAACCGACGCUUUUGGUUAGAGCGAAUAAAUUCCCUCAGUGUGUUACCACAUUUUAAUUGUUUAGCAAGCAACAAGUUUAAAAGUAUGAUAGUCUUACACAAAAUGGUCAGACUGUACUUACUAUGCAUAUUAUACUGUAGCAAUAGUAUUUGGUCUUACAAUCUCAGGGAUAUAAGUUCAAAUCCUAUACUAAUCACAUUGUUUGAAUGAGAAGGUACUUAACUUUGUAUCCUCAAAAAUUAGGUUCCUUGUUAUGAUUUUAAGGGAUGUGUAUAGUAUAUAGGUGAACACACAGUGUAUCAGAGCAUGAUUAUGUGAAAACUGCACAUGUGAUUCCUUUUGUAACGACUAGGUUUUUUAUAAACCGCUUUGUGUACAUUCCUUGAUGCACAUUCCUUGAUGCACACUUUUUGGUAGAAUUGCACGAAUUAGAAACGCACAUUGCUAUAAUAAUAUUUUACAUACAAAUAUAUAUUUUUUUAAAAGUGUUUGGAUUUUAUGUGUAAUUUUUGAUGUGUAUUCUUAUUUUUAUUGCUAAUAAUCAAAUAUUUCCUCAAUCAAAAAUUAAGCUGUACACAAUUAUAGUUUUUUUCAAAAGAAUAGCAACAGAUGAGUUGCCAUUAAUGUAGAACACAAUAGAAGCAACAUAAAAAUGUUUUCUGAUGUCAGAGAUUUUAGCCUUCUUGAAAUUGAACACCGAUUCUAAAUUCAUAGUGAAUUCAACACCUGACUUGAUAUUCCUGGUAUAUUUUUGUACCAGAGAGUGCCAAAUUCACUAUCUAUGAUAUCUCUAUAGUACUGGUACAACUGAUCUAUGUGCUUCAGAAGUAACAUAAUUAUGAGUACAGUAUACAGGUGUCAUUUUUCUAUGAUCCACACAUUAAUUUAAAACAACUGCUGUCUGUUCAACAGAUUUGAUUUGAUUUUGAUUUAAUAAAUCAAACAAGUAAAUAAAAAAGACAUGAAGAACAAGCAAAAUUACAAGAAUGACUAUUAGAAAA
Molecule: messenger RNA, 3186 nt
Organism: Anneissia japonica
Lineage: Eukaryota; Metazoa; Echinodermata; Crinoidea; Comatulida; Comatulidae
Exons: 5
Coding region: 470-1246 (258 amino acids)
Biological process (GO): regulation of apoptotic process
Source: RefSeq, a predicted model, not a curated record